Messenger RNA from Abrus precatorius (Indian licorice), 2492 nucleotides. RefSeq names its product NADPH-dependent diflavin oxidoreductase 1. The record is from RefSeq and is a predicted model, not a curated record. NCBI's taxonomy places the organism in Eukaryota, Viridiplantae, Streptophyta, Magnoliopsida, Fabales, Fabaceae. The transcript is spliced from 11 exons. Gene Ontology annotation, molecular function: FMN binding; flavin adenine dinucleotide binding; NADPH-hemoprotein reductase activity. Gene Ontology annotation, cellular component: cytosol. The coding region runs from base 141 to 2153 and encodes 670 amino acids.
GUUCUAAAAAAUGUCGUGAACUUUCGUUAGUCAUUCCGCCGCUCAUAUCCUCUCCUUGUCCAUCCCACUCCAAAACCCUUUUAGUUAUUCAUAAAAAAGCUCUUAGCUUUUCAAUUUUUGGGAGAGAGAGAGAGAGAGAGAUGCGUAAACUGCUGAUACUGUAUGGCACUCAGACUGGCAAUGCAUUGGAUGCAGCUGAACGUAUUACUCGCGAAGCUGAACGAAGAGCUUGCCCCGUUAACCUUCAAUCUGUCCAUGAAUAUGAUCCUGUGUGUUCUUCUUCCUCUUCUUCAUGUGUGAUUUCAUUUUCUUAUGGCCUUUCGUUUUGCACUGUUGGGUGUGGCAAAAACUGUUCUUUUGAAAUCAAAGUUGAAUUUUUUGCUGCUUUUUCAAUGCAAUGUUGCUUGGUUUAUGUACAGAGUUUGCUACCAGAUGAGGAGGCUGUUAUUUUUGUGGUUUCUACCACAGGCCAGGGUGAUACGCCUGAUUCCAUGAAGGUUUUUUGGAGGUAUCUUCUUCAGAGAAACCUAAGCCAGCAUUGGCUGAAAGGGGUUCUCUAUGCGGUUUUUGGCUUGGGUGAUUCUAGUUAUCAGAAGUACAAUUUUGUUGCAAAGAAGCUAGACAAAAGAUUAACGGACCUUGGAGGAACAUCUAUUGUGGAAAGAGGCUUGGGAGAUGAUCAGCACCCUUCAGGCUAUGAAGGUUCUCUAGAUCCUUGGAUGUCUUCUCUGUGGAGAAUGUUAAACGAGAUUAAACCAGAAUUCUUACCAAAUGGUCCUGAUGCUGUGAUUCAAGAUACAGUAUUGAUUGAUCAACCCAAGGUCCAGGUCACAUAUCAUGACGUUGAAAAUGUUGAGUCACAUUUUUCUAGUGCCUCAGAUUUAACGCAUCUUAAUAUUCAAAUUGGGAGUGCUCGUUCAAUGCAUCCUGGAAAAUCAUCUUCUGACGGAAGUAGACCUGGCUGCUUUCUGAAGAUGGUGAAGAAUCUUCCUUUGACAAUAUCGAACUGUGGAAAAGAUGUUCGGCAUUUUGAAUUUGAAUUUGUUUCACAUGCUAUUGAAUAUGACACUGGUGAUGUCCUUGAAAUUCUCCCUGGUCAAGAUUCGACUGCAGUUGAUGCUUUCAUACGACGUUGUAAUUUGGAUCCUGAUUCAUUCAUCACUGUUAGUCCUAGAGAAGUGAAUGAUCGCAAUGCUCAUGGAUCCAGAGUUCCUGUAAAAUUAAGAACUUUUGUGCAAUUUUCAAUGGAUGUAGCUUCAGCUUCCCCACGGCGAUAUUUCUUUGAGGUUAUGAGUUUUUUUGCAAUUGCAGAACAUGAGAUGGAAAGACUGAAAUAUUUUGCUUCACCUGAAGGAAGAGAUGACCUGUACCAAUAUAACCAGAAGGAAAGGAGAAAUGUUCUUGAGGUGUUAGAGGAUUUUCCUUCUGUACAAAUGCCAUUUGAGUGGCUAGUUCAAUUGGUUCCUCCACUGAAAACAAGAGCAUUCUCGAUAUCUUCUUCUCAAUUGGCACACCCCAAUCAAGUACACUUGACUGUGAACGUGGUGUCCUGGACAACACCUUACAAGAGGAAAAAGAAAGGACUAUGCUCGUCAUGGCUGGCUACACUAGAUCCCCACGAUGGCAUAUAUGUUCCUGCCUGGUUCCUUAAAGGUUCCCUUCCUACGCCAUCACCGUCCCUUCCCCUCAUACUUGUUGGGCCUGGGACCGGAUGUGCACCUUUUCGGGGAUUUGUAGAGGAAAGAGCAGUUCAAAAUAAAAACAAUUCCACUGCUCCAAUUAUUUUCUUCUUUGGUUGUCGAAAUGAAGAUGCUGACUUUUUGUACCGAGACUUCUGGUUGACUCAUUCACAGAACAAUGGGGUGCUUUCAGAAGCAAAAGGUGGAGGUUUCUUUGUUGCUUUCUCAAGAGACCAGCCUCAGAAGGUUUAUGUUCAACAUAAGAUGAGGGAACACAGCCAAAGGAUCUGGAACCUAUUAGCUGAGGGGGCUGCUGUUUAUAUAGCAGGUUCUUCAACCAAAAUGCCUGCAGAUGUAACAUCAGCUUUUGAGGAAAUUGUAUCCAAAGAAAAUGAGGUUUCAAGGGAAGAUGCAAUUAGGUGGAUUAGAGCAUUAGAUAAGUGUGGUAAAUAUCACAUUGAGGCAUGGUCUUAGAAUUCUUUCUCCUCUUUGGUCCAAUGUUCUUAUAAAUUUGUCUUCUACUCCUUAUUUUGGGUGGGAAGUUUAAGUGUCAAGAUCCAGCAUGAUGGCAUGGACGAUGGAUCAGAGUGAUGCAGAUAUUUUAUGGUAAAAUUGGACCUUUGGUAUUGUAAUUAUAGCCAAUAAUAGUUCCCUUAUUUAUUUAUUUUUGGGCUGCUUUAUUUUUUCUGGAUCUCUAGGUUUAAUUAGGUAGUACCAUUUGUAUUCCUCCUCCCUUCCUGCCCAAACAUUUGAUCUCAUAGAUUACAGUUUCCAAAAAUUUUCCAGUGAAUAUUUAUUUUUUAUUCUGAUUAU